UACUAAUUAAUUAUGUUAAAUCAACAAACUUAUAUUCAUCGCAAGUGUUCUAAAUACUUUAGUUUCUUUAUAAAAAAGGAUUUGAGCAAUUACCAAAAACUGUCUAUUAGUGAGGUGAGCGAUAAACUAUAUAGAAAAGAGGUGAAUUCCCUUGAUCUUACCAAAUCCUGUCUUCGUUCAAUUGCCCUGUUCAAUCAAAGAUGUAAAGCUCUUAUCACCGUUACUACUAAGCUAGCUUUGAAGCAGGCGGCCGAAAGCGAUGACAGGAUUUUUCAAGGGAAACGCCGAUGCACUCUGGACGGAAUUCCCAUUGUCAUUAAAGAUAACUUUAUUACUAAAGGCAUUCCCACGACAGCGGGUUCUAAGUUCUUACAAGACUUCGUCCCUCCUUACCACUCCACGGUUGUUAAAAAACUACUUCAAGCAGGGGCUAUAAUCGUAGGCAAAGCUAACAUGGAUGAGUUUGGAAUGGGCUCUGGAGGAGUAAAUAGUUAUUAUGGCCCAUCUUUUCAAAGGUCACAAAAUGAGAAAUUACUUGCUGGUGGAAGCUCCUCUGGUUGCGCUAGUGCUAUAACUCACGGAUUUUGUUUCGCAGCAGUGGCCAGUGAUACUGGAGGAUCCGCUAGGCUCCCCGCCAGCUACUGCGGGUUAGUUGGCUUCAAGCCUUCCUAUGGGAGGGUCUCUCGCUAUGGACUAGUGGCCUACUGCUCCUCGUUGGACUGCCCUAGCGUUAUCGCGAAAAGCGUUGCAGACGCCGUCUGUGUGUACGAGGUAAUUAGAGGAAGUGACGUUGAGGAUUAUUCGACGUUGGCCAUAAGUGAAGAGCACUCAAACCGUAGGAAUGCGUCGCGAGACAUAAAAAUAGGCAUUCCGAAGGAGUUCAGAAUAUCAGAACUUAGUAAAGAUGUGCUGGCAUGUUGGCAGUCAGUUGUCCGAUACUUACAAGAUAAGGGGUUUACGUGUAAAGUUGUUUCCAUCCCAACGAUAAAAUACUCACUGGCAGCCUACUAUGUGUUGGCACUCACCGAGGCUUCCUCUAACUUGGCUCGGUACUCGGGAAUUCAGUACGGAUGUUGCUCGCACCAACAGUAUCCUUACCACAAGACAAGACAUGAAGGACUUGGCUCUGUUCCUCGCCAAAGAAUCUUGGCUGGGACCUUUUGCCUCUUGCGAGAGACAUAUCAGAGCUACUAUUUUAAAGCUCGGCAGAUACAGCAAGUCGUUAGAAACGAGCUAAAUGCAGCAUUUCAAGAAGUGGACGUUUUAGUAGGUCCAACGGCGUUUUCAACUGCUCCCACCUUGGAGGAGUGGCGCUCUAGUGAAAGUGUUUAUAGUUUUUGCAACGAUGUGCUUACUGUUCCGGCGAGUCUAGCUGGGCUUCCUUGCAUAAGCGUUCCCGCUGGGACUGAUGACAAAAGGAAACCCAUAGGAAUACAAGUCAUAGGUAAGAAGGGAGACGAAGAAACUCUUGUUGAGAUUGCCAGGCAGAUCGAAGAGAGUCAAAAUAAAGAGUGACAGCCUUUAUACUUGGCUUACAAAAAAGCAUCUUAAAUGUCCAAUCUCUGAAAAGCUAAAGAAGUCGUCUUCUUCAUGCAUACGGGCGUGCAAAAGUUGAGACUUUUGUCUAGCCCUUACAGAGCGCGCUGUUUAUAAGUAGCGGCGCCAAGACUGUUGUACCUGAGGGCUGCCUCUCGGCUCCGCUGAACAAAAGCAGCUAUAUUGGCUGGUGAACGUGUUUCAGGCUCGUUAAGCAUCGAGACAACACUCAUAACCACAUUUCUAAUUUAUUAAUAUAGGAGCACAAAAAUAAUAAUUUAAUUCACGGUAUCAAAAGUUGUUGGUAUUAGGUAUUUAAGAAUAAUAAACGUACGACACCGUCUGAG
Messenger RNA from Zophobas morio, 1883 nucleotides. Its product is annotated as glutamyl-tRNA(Gln) amidotransferase subunit A-like. NCBI's taxonomy places the organism in Eukaryota, Metazoa, Arthropoda, Insecta, Coleoptera, Tenebrionidae. The record is from RefSeq and is a predicted model, not a curated record. Gene Ontology annotation, molecular function: glutaminyl-tRNA synthase (glutamine-hydrolyzing) activity. Gene Ontology annotation, cellular component: glutamyl-tRNA(Gln) amidotransferase complex; mitochondrion. Gene Ontology annotation, biological process: mitochondrial translation; glutaminyl-tRNAGln biosynthesis via transamidation. The coding region runs from base 13 to 1515 and encodes 500 amino acids. The transcript has 15 exons.